AUGGCUACAGCACCGAUGCCAACGAAGCAGGCUGGCAAGGGGAACAACAGAGCGAAGGAGGAGGGGUUUCUGUUGAUUCUACUCCUCUGCAUCGCGCCACCCGCCCCCUCUCCCUCCAUCCUUAGCACACUGCCCCUCUUUCCUGUACAACAAGACGCCACCAUCUUAGAGCACAGCGCUGGCACGAAAUGGAAGAGGACCAACGACGCAGAAAAUCCUGCAAAAUGGGCCAAUCAUGGAAAAUGGACCAAUCCCAAUGGAACAAGUGGACAACAUGCGAUAAUGCUACUGGCUUAG
This is a messenger RNA of Knipowitschia caucasica, 297 nucleotides long. NCBI's taxonomy places the organism in Eukaryota, Metazoa, Chordata, Actinopteri, Gobiiformes, Gobiidae. The record is from the annotation of a GenBank genome assembly.